Molecule: messenger RNA, 8395 nt
Organism: Podarcis lilfordi (Lilford's wall lizard)
Lineage: Eukaryota; Metazoa; Chordata; Lepidosauria; Squamata; Lacertidae
Source: the annotation of a GenBank genome assembly
AUGGGUUGUAGAGUAAAAUCACAGCAGAAGCAAAGUAAAUGUGAUGUGAACACAGACUUGAGUGACAAAAUAGGAGAAGCCUUCUGCACCCAGAAACGAUCAAGUACUAUCAGAAAAAGACAGUAUCAACGCAGGAUAUCUGGGAGAAUGAGAAUGUCUUUGCCUGGAGCUGAAAAGAUGAAAAUGUUGGCACCAGGAAAGCCUCUCUGGGGAGAGCGUUCCACAGAUGGAGCAGGGGGAAGGCUGCUGCUAAAGAGGUUUGUUCACUCAUCAUCCUCCAAACAUUUCCUGAAAGUGCCCCCCAGAGAAGGGUCUUCAGAUGAUGAUGAAGAAGAAGACUUGCUAGUUGCUUCUUACACAAAAACAGUCUCCAAGGGACUUACAACAUAUUAAUAAGCAUAAGCACAGGUAAAAGUAUUGUUAAGUGUUGGCUAUUUGCAGUUUAGUAGCGCAGCAGAGAGCUUGCUGGGGAGACCAUGCAUUAAAAAGGGACUCAAAAAUAACUUAAACAAGGUUUUAAUUACAAAAACAAAAACUCCUUUUACACUAAAUACAUCAACAAACAAACAUGACCCAACCACCAACCCAUCCCCCAGGGUAAUGGGAGAGCUAGGUGCUGCUCCUUAUAUACUACACCCAAAUGCUGACACAGCUUAAUCAAUACAACUCAGCAGCACCUGCUAUGUUUCACAGCUGUAAAGCUGGGUCUCGUUAUCUUGCUCUGGCCCUUGCUCUGGCCCCUUAAAGGCAUACACAUCGGGUGGAACAAUGAUGAACCUUUACAUUUAAAGAAACCAUUCAACAUGUUCACUCAUUAUCCUCCAAACAGCUCCUGAAAGUGCCCCCCAGAGAAGGGUCUUCAGAUGAUGAUGAAGAAGAAGACUUGCUAGUUGCUUCUUACACAAAAACGGUCUCCAAGGGACUUACAACAUAUUUAUAAGCAUAAGCACAGGUAAAAGUAUUGUUAAGAAGUUUGCAGGCAAGCCUUCAGUUUUCACAUGCAGCCCUGAAACAACCCCUUUAAAAGAAAUAUUUCCAUACUUGAGACCUGAACGCACUCCAGAAUCUGGCACCUGAGGGUUAACAAGGACAACAGAUAAAUCAAAAGUAAAAGUUACUGCACCAAAGAGGAAAUUAGCUUAUUCAGGAAAACACCACCAGUAAACAGCACACUAACAACAGACUAAGUUCAAAAGAGUUUAGAUUUAUCUGAAGGGGGAACUAGUACAGACUGUAAGUAGAGCCACUUGCCUUAGAAAAAGGUUUCUCAGGGGACAAUGGUAGUUUGAAUGGUAAAUUCUGAAUGCUUUGGGGGAGUUUUCAGGUAAGGGCCAGAAGAAUGCAGGUGGAUCAUUUUCAGGCGAUAGGUAAAGGUAAAGGUACCCCUGCCCGUACGGGCCAGUCGUGUCCGACUCUAGGGUUGUGCGCCCAUCUCACUUAAGAGGCCAAGGGCCAGCGCUGUCUGGAGACACUUCCGGGUCACGUGGCCAGCAUGACGAAGCUGCUCUGGCGAGCCAGCACCAGCGCAGCACACGGAAACGCUGUUUACCUUCCCGCUAUAAAGCGGUACCUAUUUAUCUACUUGCACUUAGUGCUUUCGAACUGCUAGGUGGGCAGGAGCUGGGACCGAAAGACGGGAGCUCACCCCGCCGCGGGGAUUCGAACCGCCGACCAUGCGAUUGGCAAGCUCUAGGUGCUGAGGUUUUACCCACAGUGCCACCCGCGUCCUUUUCAGGCGAUGGCUGAGUGUAAAAGUUUAUUUUUGUAAUGGGUGGCUACAGGUAGUGAUGAGAAAAUGAGAUUUUGGGCUGAAGCAGCCAGGGAAGAAUAAGAGAGCAUGCCAAAGGGAAGUUGAUCCAAGAUCCAGCUUGGAAUCAUAAGAUACGGGAUUUCCUCAUAUGAGCCUGCCUGGGUUCUGAGAUCGUCAGGAGAGGCCCUUCUCUCAGUCCUGCCACCCUCAUAGGUAUGCUUGGUGAGGACACAGGACAGGGCCUUCUUGGUGGUGGCUGCUCCCAGACUCUGGUACUCCCUCCCCAGAGAAGACAGACUGACACCCUCCUUAUUGUGCUUCCACCAGCAAAUGACAAUCUUCUUGAGGAAGGGAAAGGAGAAUGUUAGCUGCUUUGAGACUCCUGAAGGGGAGUGAAAGGCGGGAUAUCAAAUCCAAACUCUUCUUCUUCUUCUUGUUCCAACAGUCUUUUUUUGGGAACCGGCUGCUUUUAAUGAAAGGGCUGGUGCCCUGCUGGUUUUAUUGUAAUUAUUUGUAUACUUUAAACAGAUUUUUUAUCUGUAUAUGAUUUUAAUUCUACUAAUGUUUGUUUUUAAUUAUUAUUAUUUUCAUAGCUGUCAACGUCUCCCUUUUUUAAGGGAAAUUCCCUUAUUCCAAAUAGGAUUCCUCGCACCCUUUUCCCUGAGGGCGGAAAAUAAAUAAAUAAAUAAAUUUCGAGUUCUCGCUAAGGGUGUGCAUAGGAUUGCAGCCUCGUUGCUUAAGAGUUGCUGCGUCGCGCCUCCCUGCGCGAUUGUUCAGGCAUCCGGCUGGUCGCCAGUAGAACGAGGCGCUGGAGACGGACCUCUGUCGGUUUGAAUGAACAGAAGCAGUUCUGACGUUUCAUUCAUAAUACAUCCGGGUCCUUUUGUCGGUCGGCUUGGCGAAUGGGUGGUUAGGAACAAACACAGAGAUAUACAAGCGGGUGCCGACUGACAGAUAAUGCUGUAAUAUGGCGGGUUCUGUUUUGUUUUAAUAAAAAUAUCCUCUAGGGCGGAAGUUAGAGCUGUCCCCAGAAAUGACCGGGUGGAGGGGGGGAUCUUGGGUUUUAGCAUAGCUGUGCGAUUGGGGAGCAUAGACCCCCUCCCCCCCCCAAAAAAAACAGCUAACGCAGGAGUUCCUGUGCUUUCUAACGCUGCUCUUAUUUUGUGUGGGAAAUGUGUUUUUUGGAUUUUUUUCCAGUUUAUAAUUUUAAAAACAAAACAAAACACCACAACCUGCCUCGCCUGGGACGGAGCAGAAGGCUACUGUCUGCUGUUGUGCACUAUAAUCUUUUGCUGCAACCAGAUAUACGGUGCGCCUGUUUUUUUGUUUCUGUUUUCCUUUUUCUUCCCCGCUCGCCUCCUCAAUCAAACAGGGCUAAAAUCACUGAAUCUUCCUUUCCUUCCUUCCUCCUUUCCUUUUUCUACGCAGGCUUUUCCGCAAGGCGCGACCUCCCGUCUUCCAAAUCAUUAAGCCGCGUCGGGCGACUCUACACUUUUCACUAUCUCUACGCCUUCCCAACCUGCCCUCCCUGAACUCGGGAGGUGGGGGGGGGGAAGCGUCGCGUUUCCCUUCCGGGUGGCGCGCCGGAAGUGCUGGUCUCCGUUAGAAACGAGGCCUUGUGGAACUUCUUUAGAAACCAGGCCUUGAACCGACCCCAGGUAAGGGGGGAAAGGGAAGGUUUCGGGCGGGCCUCCGGCGUGGCGCCCGGAAUGAGCUUCGAGUGGCGUUGGCUCCGGAAGCGGAGCUGCUUCCGGGCCCUCGAGGGGAGCGCGGGAGGGAAGAGGAGCACCGCGCGGCACCCCGCUUCCGAGUCGCCCGCCGCACCAGCGGGGACAAACGCGGCCGGUUGGGCGCCCGGACGCCGCUUAUCUCGGCCCUCGCCUUGAACUCCUCUGCGGAGCUCCGUGGCGAGAGUCGCCCGCCCCACUAAGCGGGCAAAACCAGCUGGGCCCUGGCUCACUUCUGAGAGAUGCUCAGGAAGCAGACCUGCUUUCGAAACUGGGGUGGAUAAACUAGGCGCCAAAGAGCACCUUAGACCAGUGGUUUCUGUAAUAAACGAAAAGCUGCCCUUAUGGGGGACACAAGAGCCCUUUUAGAGUCCUUUGCAGGUUCUCCAUCUGUCGGAGAAAAUAACAGAGGCCAACCAGAGAAUAUUGAGAAGCAAAGCAUCUAGUAAACCUGAUUUUUAUUGAACUGUUGGAACAGGGUGCUACCCUCACACGCAGGAGGAGGAGGAGGACCCAGAACAAAAGUGUGUCCACCCAUAUAUAGACAUUUUAAAUUGCCUGCCUUGGAGUCCAAGACCACCCCCAGAAACAUCAUACUUACAUCACAGAAGGGGUGUAGCUCAAGAGAAAUCUGAGUACGUUGUUUACCUCCUGUCAUUGUUUAUCUCAUGUGUUACCUGUUAAUGCUUACUUGUUGGAUACCCUGGGGAGCCUGGCUAUUCUUCUGUAAUGAUAAAUACUUAGUUCUUGAGCCAGGUCACAGGCUCACCCUAUUCAUACACAGAUAAUACCCUUUAGAUAGGUUUUGUGAAUGAAAAGACAAUGGGGAAUCUUUUCCAUUUUCCUUUGACCUUGCAGAGAAAACAUUUGGUCAGUCUGGGAGCCAAAAUGGUUCCAGGGCUGUUUUCCUGUGCUGCUUCAGACAUGUGGUUUAUAUAUUUAUGUACAUGUUUGCUUGGUACAUUUAUGAAUAUUUAUUAUAUAUAUAUAAGACCUUAAUAUUUUUUAUUUCAUUCCCAACCUUUUCUUGGCAUUGCCUCGCCUAAGCAUCUCUCAAAUUCUGAUGCCUCCCCUGCUUGUGACAUAUAAUUCUUGUUUUUCAAAAAGUGAACUCAUAUUCACGUGGAAGAAGCUUAAAAGGAUAUUCACUGUUAAUAACACAUUCUCGAAUUGCCCCCCAUUAAAAACCAGAUUGCCCCUCUUAAAAAUCAAAUUGCCCCACAUUGGGAACCAUGGCCUUAAACCAAGGUUAUAGUUGCUAGAACGGAAUGUCUAGUUGCCAUUUGGGAACAAGGCUGAAGUCUUUAUUUUAUGUGAUAGUUCAGAGGACCACCUUGAGCUAGAUUGAGAGCUUUGAGAACUUAAAAGAAGAAAAGCUGCUCGAUCCAGGGACAGGCCACAUACUUAUUGGCUUAUACCAACCUCUCUCCUCCCCCCCCCCCUGGCAGUGGUAACUGCCCCUGCUCAGGCUGUGCAGAAAAAGGAAAAGCAUUUCGGUUCCAGAAGUUCAUUCCCGUAGUGCAGAUAAAAUAAGCAUUCCCCAGGACGGGGUACCAGUGUGUGGAAACAGUUCGGAUCCAAGGAUCCCCAGGCAUGCAGCUCCCGAUGGUGGAGAUGUUCAGGCGCCAUCCCGGGCAACUUCACUUGGUUGCUAGUGCUCAAAAGCCAGGUGCAAAAUGUGCCUGGCGCCGUGCUGAUUUCAAACAUUGCAAGCAGCCCUUCGCACUUUAUAACAGCCCUUUGCUGUUCUUUUCAGUCCGAGGUGGCUGUUCAAAGGAACUUGGGGGGGGGGGAGAGCAGGUUAUAGGUGCCUUUUCAGAGUGGCGUUGUAGUUAUUUAUACCCCAGUUUUAUAUGUAUUUAUACCCCACCUUUCCCCCCUGACCAGGAACUCAAGGGGGCUUACAGGAAAAAAAGCAAUCAUUAAAAAACAAUUAAACAGUAAUAGAAUUAAAACUAUAUAUAUACACACAGACAUAUAUACAGUAUGUGUGUGUGCGCGCAUGCACGCGCAUGCAGUUCAUUGCUGGGCACCCUUCUGUAGUCAGUCCUGUUUUUGCUCCCUUGGUUAUGGGGUGAGGUGAAUUGGGGGGGGGCAGUCAAGGAAAGCCCCCUCAUGUGGUCAGUGUUUCUGGGUCACCCAGUAUGGUUGGCAGGAGAAAGGAAUGAAAUCUCAUAGAAUUGUGGAGUUGGGAGGGUUCACAAGGGUCAUCUAGUCCAACCCCCUGCAAUGCAGGAAUCUUUUGUCCAAUGCUGGUCUUGAACCCAUGACCUUGAGAUUAAGUGUCUCAUGCUCUAGCUACUGAGCAUGCUGAUAUAACCAAAGCAUAGGGGCUUUUUGUUUUGCAUGAUUCUUGGAUUACUCCUGUUAUUGGCUCUGCUCUGCCCUUGAGUCACCAUACGCAGUCAGGUUCCUUCAUGCUGGCCACCACGUAUUCUUCCCUCCUAGUCAGUGGAACUGCCAGUCAUUGGCUCUGCUCCCUUGGCUGCAGUUUUCUGAACCUGGGCAACCCUAAUCCUCCAAAGUGAUCACUGAUCUUGUUGGUGCAACAGCUUUCUGAAUAUUUUAAUCACUACUUAAUCUUCUACAACCGCUUUCACCUUCCUCAACCUGCUGCCCUCCAGAGGUUGUUGGUCUGUAGCUCCCGUCAGUCCCGGCUAGACUGACUGAUGAUUGGGGGUGGUGGAUGUUGCAGUUGAAGCAUCUGGAGGGCACCACGUUGGGGAAUGACAUGAAAAGGACUUUUGCUGAAGCUUCUUCUCCUGCCUCCACCCCCCUUCACAUUUGUUUCUCCUUGCUUUGCAUGCUGUAGGCAAAAAUGGGCCGUAGGAAGUCAAAGCGGAAGCCUCCACCCAAGAAGAAGAUGACUGGGACACUUGAGACCCAAUUUACUUGCCCCUUCUGUAACCAUGAGAAAUCGUGUGAUGUUAAAAUGUAAGUUAUGUAAAAAAAGAAGAGUGUGGAUUAAUGUUGUGUGGCAAACUGAAGCUUAAUAGGGUGCAGACAUGUGCAUCCUGGCCCUCACAAGGGAAGGUUCAGAAAAUAGACAUGCAGGAGGACAUUUCUUUUUAGCUGGGAACGGAGACAUUAUUAGAACUGGAAAGGGAAUAAAGGAAAAAUAGCUGGUAGGCCAGCACUUUGCUGGUAGUUCAAUCUGCUCAUCUUCCAUGUAUUACAUUGUACACAGUGUCACAAACAAUGCCUCCAGAGCCAAAAUACAACAAGAAGACUCAGGCUCCUUUGCCACCCCUCCCCUCUAUUCAAGGGUGUAUGAAGAAAGUGUUUGUGGCAGAAUUCAAAGGUGUUAAGAGAGAGUGACAAAAACUAAAGGAUUUUUUAAAAGAAACCUAACACAACAAGACCGACGCAUACAGAAGAACAAGUAAUUGAUAUAUUUCAAGGAGUUGGAGAAUUCUCAAGUGCACAUAAAAAAUAUCCAUUAUUCCUUGGUUGUAUCUGUAUCCUUUAUUUCCAUGAAGAGGUGAUCAAGGCACCUAACUAAUAAGUACAAUAACAAAGGAAAAGGAAAAAACAAAAAGCAGUUAAAAAAAACCCAGAGGUGAGGCUAACUGGGCCUCCUAUUAGCAAGGAGUUCAAAAUUGUGGGAGCAGCUACCAAGAAAGUCCUUUCUCAAGUUUCAGAUAUUGGCUGAACAAGGCCUUCAGAUGUUGGUGGGCAAAAAAAUGAUUAAAUAAAAAGAGAAAUGUAUGAAGAGUGCAUUAUUUUAUUCCCCACUAAGCAUAUCAAAUUUUAAGUGCAGAGGCCAACAUUUCUUCAUUUCGAAGUACCUCUUCCAAAUUCGUCCUUGUUUGCUUUCCUUCAUUGUUGGCAUUGAAAUGAUUUUAGUACUAAUGCAGGGUGGUGAAAAUGGAAUAUUUAUGCCUCUUGUGCUGGCCUUGAUUUGGCCUUAUGUUUUCCCAAGUCCCCAAGCAGAAUUGAACUCUCCACACAUUAGCUGAUGCAAAGGGAGCUCACUCCUGCUUUCCGCAGGCAUUGGCUGUGUGUCCUACUUCCCCAGGCAAAGCAGGAUUGGAAAGCCCUUUCCAUCAGAAUGAUUCACAAGUGGGCAUGGUUUGGGUAACAUGGUUUGUGAGCCAGAUUGGAGACCUGUGUGGCAUAAAAUUGGCUCUUGGGCCAGAGGUUCCCCAUCCAUUCUGUAGGGAAAGAUUUGUGACGGGUACUUCUUAUUUUGCUAUGCCUUUAACUGAGAUGGCUGUAGGAAUGUUUGUGCCUACUGUUCACUGCAUGUUAAACAAUAUUCCAUACCCAAAGUCAUAUGAAUGUACCAUCUUUUUCCUCUUUUCUGGCAUACACUUUCUCACAUACGGGUAUUUUUCAGCUAUAAUAUGUUUUUUUGUGUUUCAGGGACAGGGCUCGAAAUACGGGUGUGAUAUCCUGUACUGUGUGUCUGGAAGAAUUUCAGACUCCUAUAACAUGUAUCCUUUGAACUUCAAUUCAGUUUUAUAAUAUUUUAUUCUCUUCCCCCAUGUAGACUUGGCUCCUUUUUUUUCAUGUCAGUAAUUCGUAACCUAGGGUGUAAUGCUUUCUGCUUGGUUUUGGCCUUGACAUGUUUUAUCUUACCCUGCAUAAAGACCUGGAAAUAGAGAGUUAGCAUCAAAAUUGAUCAGACAUAGCCUUGCCAAAGUGGUUAAUCAACUGAAAUACCCCACCACCACAGAUACUUAAAAUCAGCUAGAGUUCCACUCUUGUACCAGCUUAACUAUGGUUCAUAGAAGAAAUCACUUGCAAGAUUUAGCAGUGUUUUUGAAAAAUAUACACAUCCAAAACCAAUAGUAUUUUUUUAAUGUGGGGGGCACUCAUGGUAGAUUCUUCCUUGACAUUUCACCCUAAAGAUCUUUCAGAACCAGUGGAUGUUUACAGUGACUGGAUAGAUGCUUGUGAGGCAGCCAAUCAAUAG